GGGGAGUGUCUGAGCAGCUCGUCGGAUGUGAAUAACCGCAGACACUGAAGCCAAGAACAGCAUCUGCAUGAACAAUGAACCGGCGGACCUGGGAGGGAAUCGUUUGGUGAAACGGACAUUAAGUGGACGUAUGAGGCGUGCGGGGGAGAUGGGAAUUCACAAGAGCCGUGAUUUGCUGGAUAUCAGUGGCGGGAAUGACCUCUAACGGCACAGGGAAUUAGGAAUUUCUACUUUGUUGUCUGCAAAGUCAAUCCUCCCGUAGAGUGAUGUGCUGGCUGGCCUGUGUUUGGUUGUUGAACAUUAACAGCAGGCCGAGCAUUUUAUACCUUAAGUAGCCUUAUUGUCUCCAUUUAUUUAUUUAAUUAGCUGGCCAUUGAAUGGCCUCUAUUUAUUUAUUUUUUUUCAAAUUGUCGAAUACUUGCAGCACGAUUUUAAUACAGAUUUUCUUCUUAAUGCACGUUAUUAAACGACUGCCUCAAAUUGACGUGCUGAGAUCACAGAGGUGAUUUUUAAUUAUAGCAGAUCAGCCUUUUUGCAUCGUCCUUUAGUGAAAUACUAAUGCCAUGAUCUACUUGGUGUCAUGAGUUGGCCAUCUGUCGUGGAAACCUGCUUAAACCUGCAAGCAGAUUAAUCGAGGUGAAAGGAUUUAAAGGCACCAGUCAGGACGUUUCUGUGCCAGAACUCUGCUGCGCUUCCUGCUGAAGGAGGAUGCUCUUGGCCACAGUCGGCUCAUUGGAGGAGAGAGACGAGGAGCAGGAGGACGAAGGUGAAGAAGAGUUGAGGGAUGGAGGGGUGCCUUUCUACGUGAACAGAAGUGGCUUCCCGGUGGAUGAGGAGACUUGGGAAAGGAUGUGGCGCCAUGUAGCUCGAAUCCAUCCCAGCAGUGAAGCACUGAUGAAGGAGAUAAGGGGUGCCACUGACCUGCCCAAGAUUCCAAUACCAAGUGUGCCUACAUACCAGCCUACCACCACUAUCCCGCAGCGCCUGGAAGCCAUACAGAAGUACAUCAGGGAAUUGCAGUACAAUCACACAGGAACGCAGUUUUUUGAGAUAAAGAAAAGCCGACCUCUUACUGCGUUAAUGGACAUUGCUAAGGAGAUGACACGGGAGGCUCUGCCAAUCAAAUGUCUAGAGGCGGUGAUCUUGGGAAUUUACCUCACCAACAGCAUGCCCGGUGUGGAGCGCUUCCCCCUCAGCUUUAAAUCUCAGUUCUCAGGGAACCACUUCCACCACAUUGUGCUGGGAGUUCACAGUGGGGGGCGCUUUGGUGCGCUGGGCAUGAGCCGAAGAGAGGACCUCAUGUUUAAGCCCCUGGAAUUCCGAACACUGAUGGACUUGGUUCAGGAAUUUGAAGGAGCCUACAGGGGCUACUGGCACACCCUACGAAAAGUCAAGAUCGGCCAGUACGUGUCCCACGACCCUCACAGCGUGGAGCAGAUAGAGUGGAAACAUUCGAUACUUGAUGUUGACAAGCUCACCAAGGAGGAGCUACGGAAGGAGCUGGAGAGACAUACUCGAGACAUGAGGCUAAAGAUAGGAAAGCCUGCACCGCCCUCUCCCACCAAAGAUAGGAGAAACAGCAUGGGUUCACCCCUCAGAGGACCAGGCAGCCCCAUGCGGAGGAUCAGCCGUGUUGAGAGGCGCCCCUCUGGAGACAAGAAGGUUUUGGAACAAAAAUCCUCAACAGAUAUGAACGGAUAUCAGAUUCGAGUCUGAAGGAUUUUUUUAAUAACUAGUGGAUUUUAAAGCACCACACAGGGUGUCAGAUUUUGCCAUAGAAUAUGAGCAUGACAGAACAUGUUCUUUAGGAAAUUAAUAUUAUUUCACAUGUGCACAUAUUAACUGCCACUCACUCACAAGUCCUGAAGUACAGAUUCAAUGACCAGGAGUUGUGCACGCAGCUGCCAUUGGGAAACAAAACAUAUGGAGAGGCAAAGAAUGGCACAUGGUGCUGGAUGACAUUCACGUGCUCUCACGGGUUAAUGCUGUGGCAAGACUGAGCUGACAAAUGCGUCACUUUUUAAACAUAUUUUUUAAAAAACUGUAAAGCAGUCUGUAUGUUGCAUAAUGUUAAAGCAGCAUAAAAAGGCAAUAUCCAAUUGUUUUUUUUGUUUUUUUUAUCAGUUUACAAGGUGCUCAGCGUAAAAACAAGGAUGUCUUCCCUGAUGUUUUCGCUGUUACUAAAUUUGAAAUUUCAUGAUCCAAUCAGGAAAGAAGGGCAGACCCACAAGUUUGGUACUGAUCCCAUUUGCUGCAAAACAACUGUACCUAUUCUGACUCAAAAAUAGGUAAGGAGAUAUUUGUUUGGGUAAAAAAGGCUCCAAAUCCACUGUGGUAUUUUUUUAUUUAUUUCACCUUACUGUUUAUUUUAUUUUAUUUUACAAAAAAAAGUGCUUAAUGAUGGUGAUGGUGUCUUCUAAAUGUACUGGUUAGACCAUACUUUUAACAGUAUGUUAAUGUCUACAAUCUUAGCAUCUUGUUUCUGAAAAACACUAUAUUGGCAAAGUAUUCACUCACCCAUCCAAACCAUUGAAUUCAGGUGUUCCAAUCACUUCCAUGGCCACACUUGUAUAAACCAAGCACCUAGGCAU
Archocentrus centrarchus (flier cichlid) is the source of this 2591-nucleotide messenger RNA. RefSeq names its product vasohibin 1 (gene vash1). The record is from RefSeq and is a predicted model, not a curated record. NCBI's taxonomy places the organism in Eukaryota, Metazoa, Chordata, Actinopteri, Cichliformes, Cichlidae. Gene Ontology annotation, cellular component: cytoplasm. Gene Ontology annotation, biological process: regulation of angiogenesis. Bases 709 to 1716 code for a protein of 335 amino acids. The transcript is spliced from 7 exons.